Molecule: messenger RNA, 2146 nt
Organism: Prorocentrum cordatum
Lineage: Eukaryota; Dinophyceae; Prorocentrales; Prorocentraceae
Source: the annotation of a GenBank genome assembly
CCCUCGGGCUCUCGGCCCGACGGGCUGCUGAACCUGCGCGACCUCGCCUCGGGGUCCCUGUGGCUCGCAGCGUGCGCCCGGGCGCGCCGCGCAGCGGAGCGGGCGAUUGCCUCCGCGGACGCGGCUGGCGCGGAGGCCGAGCUGGUGCGCCUGGGGGAGCUCGUGAAGUUCGGGGCGGUGCUGUCGAGGCUCGGGGCGGUCCGGCCCGCCUCGCUCCGCGGCCGCUGGCUGGCCCUCGCCGACGGGUGGCACGACGCCGCGCUGAGGCGGGGCAUCGACGCGGGCCUGCUGGAGCCCGGGCGCACGCGCGGCAUCCCCUCGCGGGCCUUCCUGCAGGUCCGCAUCGAGGCCUCGACCGCCGAGCUGCAGCACCGAGAGGCCGAGCAGCGCGAGCAGCUGAACGCGGCCCUGCAGAAGGGGCUCGGGGGCACGGGCCACCUGGACUUGAACGACGCCGACCUGGUGGGCCUCACCGACGGCAUGAAGUCGAUCUGGGCCAGCACCCUCGGGUCCGGCGCCGUCUGGCGCAGGGCCACGUACAAGGUCCCUGUCGGGCGGGACGCGAUGACCAAGAUCACAGGCUUCUGCCACAACUCCACCACCCGUGAGAGAAUUUUCGAGGCGUACUUCCAGGGCUUCGGGCCCGAAGUCGACGCCAAGGUGCUCGAGCUCCUGCGCACGCGGCGCGAGCUGGCGGUGCGGCUGGGCUUCCGGACGUGGGCCGAGAAGGAGCUGCGGCCGCUGGCGGUGCGCGACCCCGCCGGGGCCCACGCUCUCAUGGACCGCUGCUGGGCGGAUGCCCGGCCCAGGCUGUCGCUGCUGGUGCGGAGGAUGGAGGACCUCGCGGCGGCCACCUCCCGCGAGCGCGAGGGCCCCUCGGCGCGGGGCCCGGCCGCGGGCGCCGCGCUGUCGCGGCUGGCGCACGCAGACGAGGCCUUCUUCCGAGCCCUCGUCACCCGCGAGGCGGACACCUGGAAGCUGGCGGAGUUCCUGCCGGCCUCGAAGUGCCUGCCGCGCGUGCUGGACAUGGUCGGCCGUGCGUGCAACGUGCAGUUCCAGGAGGUGGAUGCUCCGACCAUGGCCGGGCGGCUGGCGAGCGGCUGGCACAAGUCCGUGGUCAUCUACGAGGUGCGGGACGGCGUCAGUGGUGCUGGAGGCGCCCCCGGGCGCCACGGCUCCCUGGGGUUCAUCUACCUGGACCUGUACCAGCGCACGAGCCUGCUGGGGCGCCCGGCAGUGGCACUGGCCGGCGCGCUGAUGCUCUGCAGGGGCCAUGCUUAUCUGAGCAUGAACAUGCCGGAGCCCGGGCUCGGCCACCGCAAGCUGCUCAAUCCGGAGGAGGUGGUGGCCAUGGCGCACGAGCUGGGGCACGCGGUCCACAUGCUGUGCUACGGCGGCCGGCCCCAGGAGUUCGACGACCUGCCGCUGGACGUGAAGGAGCUCCCCUCGACCCUGGCGGAGACGAUCGCCCUGCAGCCAGGGGCCAUCAUGCAGUACGCCCGCCACUUCUCUUCCGAGGGCCCUCCGCCCGACGCGCUGGUGCGCUCCAGCCAGCGGGACAUAUCCUUUUUCGUGCGCUACCUGCAGAGUACCCACGUCGCUCUCGGGCUCCACGGCGAGAGCCUCGACCCGCGUGAGAUGACGCCCGCCGACGUGCGCCGGGAGGCAGUGGCGCUCUGGCAGCGGUACUCCGCGGUGGCCGCGCACCCGAGCUUCACGCCCUUCGGCGAGGACGCGGGCCUCUACAUGGGGCAGGGCGCGAACCAGAUCGCGUACCUGCUGUGCCACCUGCGGGUGGACGCCAUCCUCCACGCGCAGCAGGGCCACGCGGCCCCGGGCGCCGCGGCGGCGCCGGCGCGGGCCAGGGGCGCCAGCGCCAGGUGGCUGAGCGCCGGCUUCGCGGGGCGCAUCCGCGCCCAGCUGCUCGACCCCGCCUUCCGCGGGCAGCACCACGCCCCGGGAGGCACGGCCCCUGCGGUGCACCCGCUGCCUCCGCCGCCCACCAGCGCCGCGAGCCUCUUCGCGCACACCGCUCGGCUGGACGGCGCGUGAGGCGGCGGCCGGGGCUGCCACCGCAGGGGCGGUGGCGUCGGCCUCGUCGUCCGUCGGCGUCCCCUUCGGCGUCGUCGGCUCCGCAAACCAGUGC